CCCCCUCCGCCCCUCUGCCCGGAGACAGGUGGUUGGCGUCCAAUGCCUCCAUCCUCCCGCUUCCGAGUCUAAGAGAUAUCUACUGGCAGCAAGGAAAGGCUCGCUAGUAGCGAGCGCGUCCCCGAUGGACUUCCAGAGUGUGACCUCCGCGAGCACCGGGCGGAGGACAGCCGGAGUGAGGGGCCGCAACCGGAACGCUCCAGGCGCACAGCCCCGCCGAUCUACUCCCAAAUGUUUUCCACGCAAUUCAACCGGCUGCCGUUCGCCGGAAAUGGCCUACCGACAGAGGAAUGACAUGCACGAAUGAAAAGUUGACACGAUUUAGGCGGGGAUCUGCGUUUGACUGGCGGCGGGAUCAUUUGUGAUUAUCCUCCGGGGUUGGAAGUUGUUCCCUAGAGUGGAGGUGGGUGUCAAAAUGGCUUCGGGCCCCGGGAAAGCUAUCCAGACUCCCGGGCCGGGCUCUGCCGUGAAUGGGAAUGCGGCAGAGUUCCAGGACGCCGAGCAGGAGCCGUGCGACUUCCAGAUGCACAACAAGAUGUGCAAGAAAAUCGCUCAGCUCACCAAGGUGAUUUAUUCCCUCAACAUGAAGAAUGAGGAACAGGAGGCGGCCCUGCAGGCCUUGAACCACGCCCAUGACAAGGAGCUGCACCGCAUCCUGAUGGAGACCUGUCAAGAAGGGGAGGGCUCGGUGCUGAGGACGCGACUCCUCCAGCUGCAGGAGUCAUUGGAUGAGCAGCAGAGGGUCGGAGCGCAAGUACGCGUGCACGUACAAGCCGACUUUGAGUUCUUCCGCAUGCAGUCGGAGGAGAGGGAGCGUGAAACUGAAGCUGAACUAAGGCGAGAUUUUGAGGAGAGGCUCCAGGCUGCAGAGGAGGAUCUCCAAGAGGCCAGAUCCCAGAUCAGCACGGCUCAGCAGGAAAACCUGCGAUUGAGCAAAGAACUGGAAGAGGCCGAGGAGAUGGUCAAAGAUCUGAGUGACAAACGUGAGCUGAGGCAAAGAGUUAGUGGGGACGAGAAGAAUGAGACAGAGGAGAAGGUUGAAGACGAGGGAGAAGAGGCAGAGCAGGAAUCGGAGAGAGUAAAAUUACUUUUGGAGGAGGUGAAUAUAAUGAAGGAAGAAAGAGAUCAAAGCGAGGAGGAGAGACGGCAAGAAAGGGAGCAAUGGGAGCAAAAGACGAAACUACUUGAAGAGGAGAAAGAAGAAAUGAGGAAGAAGAUAGAGGAGCAGCGCAGGUGGGAGGAAAAAGAGGAAGAAGAGAAGAAAGGAAUGCACAGUGCUUUAAGAGAGCGAGUGAAGAGAGCUGAAGCCGAGGUGGAGAGCCAUCUGGAAAGGCAGGCGGAGAGCAAACGGAACACAGUCAAACUUCAGGAGCGCAUACAGAACCUGGAGGAAGAGUUGGAGCUGGAUCGAAAACGAGUGUCCGAGGCUGAAGGCACGGUCAAACGGGCAGAGGAGGAGCUUGCUGUGGCCAAAGAGAGGCUACUCCUGCAAGAAGAUGAACUGCAGAGUCGAGCAGAGGAGUUGCUGAACGUAGGCUGCAAAGUGUGUGCGUGUGCUGAUGUGGAGGAUCUGAAGAGCCAGCUGAGUCGCCUACAGAGCAGGAACAGAGAGUUGGAGCUCCAGACUAGCGGCAGGAACAACGACCAUGCACGGCAGAUCCGCCAGCACGCGGAGGCCCUCUCCAGCCUUCGUUCCGAGAUGGUGAGAGCUCAGACAGAAGAGCUGCGUCGCAUUCAAAAACAUGCAGAUGAAGAGCGAGAUAAACUGCAGAGGGAGAUGGAGAAGGAGCGAGAGAAUGUACAGAGGGAAAGAGAGCAAGAAAAGAGCCAUUUGGAGAAGGAGAGAAACCGGAUGCGACGAGAGCGAGACGAGGAGAAGGAGGUGCUGCGAAAGGAGACAGAGGGAAUCAGAGAGCAUGCAAACAGGGAAAAGGAUGAAGAGGUGGAGCGUCUCCGCAAAGAGCUGGAGGUCGAGAGGGUCCGUGUCCGUGCCCAGUUAGACAAGCGCUUCGAGCAGGUGGAAGCCCAGAGAGCGGGCCUGCAGCAGAAGCUGGAGGAGGAGAAGAAAAGGCUGGUGGAGAAGGCCGAGGAGGACAGGAGGCGGCUGAAGGAGCAGGUGCGGAAGGCAAUUGAGGAGGUGAUGAGGAGACAUGCAGCUGAAUUACACUGCGUCCAAGAAGCUCUGAGCUCAGAGAAGAAGACCAACCAAGAGGUAUGUGCUCAUCUAGAAGAGGAGAGGCGAAGAAAUGGCGAACUUCUUGAUAAAUUCGAUAGGGAAAGACAAGAACUAGAGCUAAAACUCAAAGAUGCUGACAAUGAGAUCUUUCGUCUGAAGACGUCCGUACAUCAUGAAGAAGAGAAAGAAAAAGCAGCAUCAGAAACAUCACCCCCAUGCGGACCACACUGCUCCCGCCUGCAAGAGGAACUGCAGCUGACCCAAAGCCGUCUGACUCGGAUGCAGGACGAGGCGGAAAAGCAGCGGGAAAGACAACAGCGAGACAUCGCUUCCCUCAAGGCAGACAAACACCGGUUAGAGGAGAAGGUUCUGGAACAGAGUCGGCUGAACGCGGAAAGGAACCUUUUGGAUCAGAGCCAACGCAACACUGAGGAACGCAUCAGAGCUGAGUGUGAAGAUCGCCUCAGGGCAGAAUUCCGGAUCGAGAUGAACGCUGCAGUCGCCGAGAGCGAGCAAAGGUGGCAGAACCAGGAGCAGGAGUUUCAUACCCAGAUUUCGGAGCUUCAGAGUCAGCUAGAUGAGCUGCAGGCCGAGACAAAGAAGGGGGCAUCAGAAGAUGAAUCCCACGGCAACCUUGAGAUUAACAAACUGAGAAAGGAGGUGCAGGAGACCAAGGAGAUUAACAUGAAGCUGAGGGAGCUGCUGGAGGAACCACAAAGCCAGAGUUUAGCCGAGGAAAGACAUGGCCACGCUGUGCAGCUGCAAGCCUUGGAAAGACAAGCCAAAGAAGAUGUGCUGUCAGAGAGGAAUCGUCUACAGACCAUGCAUCACCUGGAGUUAGACAAGCAGCGUGCAGAGUUGACCCAGCAGCACACAGAGUGGAGUAGACAGAUGACCCAGAGACACAUGCAGCAGAUUGAAGACCUUCAGGCCCAAUUGCAAGCGCACACACAGAUGAUGGCACUGCAGCAGGACCUGAAGCAGCAGAACCAGAACCAGGUGUUUGAGCGGCAGCUGGAUGAGAGUCGCUGUGCCAUGCUGGAGUUGCAGAGAGAAAAUGCCACACUUAAGAAGCAAUUACAGGAAAAGGGUAUUUCCAGCCAUCUCUCUCCUCACAGGUCCAUCCAGGUGAACCCCAAAACAGAAGCGAGAGAUGGCGACGAGAGCGCAAAUUUGCAAAAGAGUAGAGAUGCGCAUCUGGAGGAUGAAGCACAACGUUUAAAGGAGGAAGUGGAGAAACUGAGAGUAGAGAUGGAAAAGCUGGAAGAGUCACAGAAAAUUUGGGAGGAGAGGAAGGAAGAUGACGACAAGGAAGAAGGGCAGCAGCAGGAAAAGAAGCCAGAGAAGGGAGAAGUGGAGGAGAGUAGGAAAAAAGAAUUGGAGGAAAUCAGGAAGGAACACAAGAAGGAGAUUCAGAAUUUGGUGUCUGACUACAGCAGUGCUCAGAUGCAGUUGCAGGCUCGCAUUGUAGCCCUUGAGAACGAGUUGCGUGAACGGGAGGAGCGAUGCAGGAGAAGAGAACCACGAUGUGACGACCUCCAGCUGGGCAAACUUCAGGAAAGACUAACAGAACGAGACCAGCUCAUUAAACGGCUAGUGGAAGAACGGCAUCAGCUGCAGCUACACCCCCCUGUUGUCAGGGACAACAGCGGCCUCCGGCUCCGCGAAAACAAACCCCGCCCCGGGAGCACCACGCCAACCAUGAGGAAGAAGCAUUUGGAAUCGUCUCCUCGUGGAAGCACCAUCUCCUGCUCCGGUGCUUACGACCGCCUCCCUGCCUUCUCAUCCUCGUCUUCCUCGUCCUUUUCUUCUACUUUGCCUCACCAGUCCACCUCUCACCCUCACACGUCUCCCCACUACUCCACUUCGUCUCUUCCGCACAAGCACACCUCCCUGUCCCUCAGCCAAAAUUCCCCCCCACCCCUGCCUCGUUCCCCCAGAUCCCGGACCUCCUGCAUCCCCCCUACGCCGGCGCCCACCGCCCCGUUGCCUGUCUGUCCCUCGGCGCAGACAGGCAUCCGCUACGUGUCGCCGUCAUGCCAGGAGCCAUACGCGUACCUACAGGCGCAAUCAAUCAGGGGGUCUUAUAUGGAGCACAGAGGCACUGAGGGCCAAAAUCAAGAAUGGUUCACCAAAUACUUCUCCUUCUGAGCACAAAAACAAGCCACCCGACAGUUCAUUGCUUCUGCUCCACGUGCGUGCGAGCACUCUCCUUUCAUCUACUCAAACACUGGACUGGGAGCUCCACCGAUUUUUCACAUGGUCAAAGGACAAGUAUAAUGGACUGAAGCGUACUAUAAUGUGAAUGUGAUGGAGCGACACUGCUAUCACAGAUAGAGCUCCAUGCAAAGACUCCAGUCACAGUGUUGGUAAUGUAGUACUGUGAAAUAAGGUUGCAUGGAUUUUAACAAAAAUAUGUUUAUCUGGUUCUGUUGCAUCAAUACGAAACCUUUUCGCUGAGUGGUCUUAAAUCGGUGGAGUGCUCUUUCAAAAGACUCAUGGGCUCAUCACCAGCAAGGCCAUCUCCAACAUUGCCUCAAAGCUCAACCAAAAAGUGCUUCUCAAAACACAUGCCUGACCUCUUCCCGGCCUCCAGGAUCUUGUUUGUGUAGUCUGAAAUGUCUCCAUACGAGUUUAUUUUAUUUUAUUUUUUUUAAAGCAGUCUUCCUUUUUUCAAUACUGCAGUUGCUUCACUACGAUGACAUUCUUAUUGAAGUCCAAUCUUUCGAUGUCGCUAACCAAGUGUCUCUUUUAAAUAUGCAGGCAUUUGAUGUAUUCAAUCAAGAUCCUCAUUAAUAUGGACAAAACACUUUUCACUUCCCAUACCAAAAUGAAGCUUGUUUUGAUGCAAAAAUGUACAAAAGUCUUAAUGAACAAAAUUGAAUAAAAUAUUUUGUUUUUUGUACUCAAUUCUUCCAUUGGUGCGUGGUGCUGUUUCGAAGUUCACAUGUGAACUAGGUCAGAGGGCUAAAAUUUUAAACUUCCAUCUAUCAAUCCUUUUACUAUGGUGGGGAUGUUACUGGAAGAUGGGGCAUGUUUGGAGUGCUUCAGUCGCAGAAGUGCACUGCAAGAUGUUGUCGUGAAACCCUGCAAGCUCCUUCUGUGUAUCCUUGUUGCCCUUGACUGCUGUUCGACGGUACCUCAUGGAGAGCAGCUUAGAGCUUAGGUAGUGAAGCCACAGCACGUUGGAAUGAGGGUGGUAGUUGUUCCAGUUGUUACUGCAACGGAUAAAAAUAGUAGCAUUGGUUCUAUGAAUAAUAGCCUUGCCAACCCAGGGAUGUCAUUCAGACAUUUUACACUGAACAAUAGUAUACUACCUUCAGCCAGCAGCACGGCAGAUUGGUCACUUUUAUUUAGUACUGCAACGACUAAUUGAUUAACUUGAGUAAUUCGAUUAGGAAAAAAAAACUUCGAAUCAAAUUUUGCUGCUUCGAAGAUUGUUUUAAUUAGAGUGGCUUUGUAAAAGUUUGUUCUGAAAGUGUUUGCAUUUAGUUUUAUUGAUUUGGGUGGAUACGCUGCCUUCAGGUGACAACAAGGAAUAUGACAUUCCAUUUAACAUGGCUGAAUCCAGCUGCUCCCUGUUAAAACCAACAUAAAUUUUUCUUAUGCAUUUGUAAUUUAGUUUAUAGGUUUAUUUAGCCGUGUUAAAUGGGGAAAUGUGUUUAACGAUUUGUUAAGAGCAUUGUAUUUAUAAAAAAAUAAAGUUUUAGGGUUAGCAUUUUAUAGCAUUUAAGACAGCGGACUUUUGCUAUGCAAGUUAGCCAAUUAUUGGAAUUA
Molecule: messenger RNA, 5953 nt
Organism: Corythoichthys intestinalis (scribbled pipefish)
Lineage: Eukaryota; Metazoa; Chordata; Actinopteri; Syngnathiformes; Syngnathidae
Gene: fam184b
Product: family with sequence similarity 184 member B
Exons: 18
Coding region: 416-4327 (1303 amino acids)
Source: RefSeq, a predicted model, not a curated record